Messenger RNA from Branchiostoma floridae (Florida lancelet), 876 nucleotides. RefSeq names its product NPC intracellular cholesterol transporter 2-like. Gene Ontology annotation, biological process: intracellular cholesterol transport. The transcript is spliced from 4 exons. Lineage: Eukaryota; Metazoa; Chordata; Leptocardii; Amphioxiformes; Branchiostomatidae. Bases 76 to 525 code for a protein of 149 amino acids. Gene Ontology annotation, molecular function: sterol binding. The record is from RefSeq and is a predicted model, not a curated record.
CGGGGACCAAUAGUCCAAGGGGUAAAGUCCAUCAAAUUAAGUCCGCACCAGCAGCUCACCUGUUAACUCACCAACAUGUUGAAGAGACUGAUAUUCGUCGGCAUUUUGGUGGCGUUUGCCACAUCUGACAAUGUCGUAUACAAGGAUUGCGGGUCCAAGACGGGUGCGAUCACGACAGUCGGCGUCACACCCUGCCCUAACGAGCCGUGUCUGCUGAAGAAAGGCUCGAACAUCUCCAUGGCGAUCACCUUUACCACAAAGGAAGAAGUGACCAAGAUUAGCACGGACGUGUAUGCGGUGCUGUUAGGGAAGAAGCUUCCAUUUCCCAACUUCCCCUAUCCAGACGGCUGCAAAGAUUCCGGCCUGUCUUGUCCGCUCAAGUCUGGCGGAACCUUCAAGUACAACUCCACGCUUCACGUGGACAGCGACUACCCAGCGAUAAAGGUACUUGUCUGGUGGCAACUGGCGGACCAGAAUGGUGACAUCAUAUUCUGCUUCGAGGUACCGGCGGAAAUCACCAACUAGCGACAGCUGAAACAGGCAGGAAGGAGGCAGUUUAGGACGACUAUGACCGGAGGAUAGCACACUGAUAUUCGAAUGGCAAUCUAGUAUUUCUAUAACGUUAAUUUUUCACAAAAUAUUUAAUAUUCGAUCUGUUAAGUUCCAUCUAAAUCCUUAUGAAGACAAAAUGCCUGAAUUUUGAUGUUGGCUGUUUGAUCUAGGACUGUUUGAAGACUCCAUUGUUACUUGCACCGGUACCGGUGUGAUAAUGUUUGUUCUAUAACAAUUCAGUAAAUAAAAGCGGAGUGGUGUAACAGUCAGUUGUCACUCUUUGAUUGCCAAGGUGCCCAUUGUUUACACCAUUCAUGAAAUACA